UGUUGAUCUACUCCAUAAGAGAAAACUUAGAAUACCUCCUAGUCCUCUUUAACUAUACGUAUAUAUUGUAUUUUGCUAGAAAAUAACUUGAAUAGAUAUCUCAUACAAUUUUUUUUUUGAUAUACACUUAUUGUGAUAGUCUUAAAGAGAGAAAAAAUAAGUCUGAUAAAAGUUUCUUUGAAACUAAUAAGAUUAGAUAUUUCAUAUAUAAUUUCCCAUCAUACACUUAGGGUAAACGUCUCAAAGAAAAAAAAUUUGCCCCAUAAGAGUUUGUUUACUCGAAACCAACAAGAUUAGAGUUUCAUUGAAACUAAUAAUAAGACUAGAUAUUUCAUAUAGUUCCCUGUCAUACCCUUGAUUGAUGUAAGGGUCCCAAAGAAGAAUAAAUUGUCCGAGAAACUAACAAGACUAGAAACUUCAUAUAAUUUUUUUGAAUAGUACCAUCAAACUAAGAGAACCAGCUCCAACUCAAAAUAUGUAUAAAAAGAAAUUCAGAUUCUCCUUAUUAUCACUUUCAUUUUGAUUUCAAGCUCAAAAAUAUCUGCAAGGAAAGGAGAGGCCAAGCAGCGGUCCACACCUUGGGAGACUGUUUGGUAUUUCUUUGGAAAAUGGUCAUCUAUCGCAUUCCCUUCUUCCUUCUUCUAGUAGUCUUCGCCGGAAAUUGUGGUGCCGGCAAAGAUUAUGAGUGCAAGGUGACAAGAUGCAGCGAAUUCGGACCUGACAUCCGGUUCCCCUUCCGGAUAAAAGACCGUCAGCCAGCUCACUGUGGCUAUGGCCCUGCCUUUGACCUCUCUUGCACACAAAACAAUGAUACUGUGUUUGAUUAUGACCUCCAAUUUCCAGUGAGAGCAUCGACCAAGAGAAUUCUGCUUCCAUUAUCACUCAAGGUUUUGGUCACGGAUAUCCACUAUGAAUCUCAGGGGAUGAGUAUCAAUGUCGUGAAUGCAAGUUGUCUCCCACGGUGGCUUCCAAUUCCAACCCUGUAUAAUAAUAGUUCAUCUUCUGCCGGCUCUCCUUUCACGUUUGACUUCCUAGCCCCCGCAAGCGACUAUACACUAUUCAGUUGUCCCUCAAACAAAAGGCCCUCAACAUACCUUAUAUUUCAGGUCACCUGCCCUAGUGGUGGUCCUGGUCACCAAGUGUAUGCCGCUCCUUCUUCGGGGUUGUCCAUGUAUGAAUUAGUAACGGACCUAACAUCCUGCACCAAGAUGUAUAACAUUUCAGACGUUCCACUAGAAGUACUUUUGGGGGAUGAUAUUGGAUCAGACCUUCACUCUGUUGUAGCUUUUCUGGGAUGGUCCAAACCUUUUUGUGGAAAUUGUGAAGCAGAAAAUAAGUACUGCCAAUUGAAGAAAAACAGCACAAUCCAAGAUCAAACUGAAUGCCUCGACAUUCUUAUAACUCAACUCAGCUCAAGUACUACUGAUCAUGAGCCAUAUAUAGGUACCCCUGACUAGUUUUCCAAGUCGUCGUAUUCAAUCAAGUCCCUCACAUCAUAUAUAUCUCUUCUUUGAAUUUACAAUUCUUUUGUCCUUUUCAGGUGCAUCCUCACAUUCGCAUAAACAAGUUGUUGCAGGUGAAUAUAUAGGUAUCAUCGCUGGUGUGUUCCUUCUUGUGCUAGUCGUUGUUUCACUGUGUCUUGUUAUCAGGUCAAAUAUAAGAAAGAAAGAG
Molecule: messenger RNA, 1671 nt
Organism: Ilex paraguariensis (yerba mate)
Lineage: Eukaryota; Viridiplantae; Streptophyta; Magnoliopsida; Aquifoliales; Aquifoliaceae
Source: the annotation of a GenBank genome assembly